Molecule: messenger RNA, 2373 nt
Organism: Kluyveromyces lactis
Lineage: Eukaryota; Fungi; Ascomycota; Saccharomycetes; Saccharomycetales; Saccharomycetaceae
Gene: CCR4
Product: CCR4-NOT core exoribonuclease subunit CCR4
Exons: 1
Coding region: 1-2373 (790 amino acids)
Biological process (GO): nuclear-transcribed mRNA poly(A) tail shortening
Cellular component (GO): CCR4-NOT complex; nucleus; cytoplasm
Molecular function (GO): poly(A)-specific ribonuclease activity; protein binding
Source: RefSeq, a predicted model, not a curated record
AUGAAUUAUCCGCCUCCCUUGUCAGGAUUCCAGAAACCUGCUGGGCAAGCGGUGCCUCAGAUGGUGGGUACGCCGCAAGCUGUUACUCAGCAGCUUCACCAGCAUCCGCCAGGUUUGAUGGGAAAUCAAGGAAACCAACAUCAGCCGGCCCAACUAAACAAUGUCCUUCCUAUGAUGAUGAACCAGGUUCAGAAUGUGAUAACUGGCGGUGCAGGGGGACCACAGCAAGCUGUGGGUCCUCCUAAUGUUGGAACACCUAAUGCAGCCCAGGCUGCGUUAGUGGCUCAGCAAUUGUCCAAUGCUAAUAAUCCGUUAUGCCAUCCACAUUUAGCGGACCCCUCGUUGUUGAAUUCACCAAUUUGGAAGUUACAGCUUCAAUUGGCUGCAGUUUCCAGACAGUCUUUGGGUCAAUCGAAUGUGUAUGCUAGACAAAACGCCAUGAAGAAGUUCUUAAAUAAUCAAAAUCAGUUGGGACUGUCUACUAAUGGCCAAGAUGGCGUUCAGUCACAACAGCAGCAGGGCCAGCAACAACAACCAAGUCAAUCUGGUCAGCAACAAGGUCAGCAACCUUUAGGUAAUGACGCAUCCAUGUCUUUAGUCGAGCACACUAAACAACAUCUUAUGGAGAUGGCCUCAUCCGGUAAUGAAGCUACUGCAUCUGCUGUUAAUGUCAAUUCUGAUCUAAACUCUACAGGGUUCUCAACUCCGAAUACUCCAAAAGCAGAGCUUCAUCCAAAUACACCUUCUCUACUUCUGCAACACAAGAAGCUGUCUCAAUAUAAUAUCGACGAAGACGAUGAAAUUGAACAUCGCAUGGUAGCUCCAACGAACUCUAAACAUGAUGAUCAAUUAUGGCACGCGUUAGACCUUUCCAACUUGGCCCUUUUCAAUCUUAACGAAAAACUGUUCCAUUACGAAUUUUUGACACGUUUAUAUUUAAAUGGUAAUAGCCUUACUUCAUUACCCUCUUCCAUCAAAAAACUCAGAAAUCUAAGAGUGUUAGACUUGUCUCAUAAUAGGUUGACAGAACUACCAAAAGAGUUAGGUAUGUGCUAUCAGUUGAAAUAUUUAUAUUUCUUUGACAAUAUGAUCACAACAAUCCCCUGGGAAUUUGGUAAUUUGUUUAACUUGCAGUUUUUGGGUUUGGAGGGCAAUCCUCUUGAUAAACAACUCGUGAAAAUUAUAGCUGAAAAGUCUGUCACUGGAUUAAUCUUUUACCUCAGAGAUAAUGCGCCUGAAAUCCCAUAUGCCAAGGAUAGAAAAUUUAUUGAAAUAUCAGCUGAUGGCGAGCCAACUAACGAAUACGAGUCAUUACAAGAGAAUACAAAUCACAUGAACAAUACUUUAUUGAAGAAUAGCUUCACAUUGUUAUCUUACAAUACGUUGUGUCAUCAUUAUGCUACUCCAAAGAUGUACCGUUUCACUCCAUCUUGGGCGUUAAGCUGGGAUUACAGAAGAGAAAAGUUGAAAGAACAGUUACUAGAUUUUGACACAGAUGUUAUAUGUUUGCAAGAAGUUGAAACUUUAACAUAUGAGGAAUAUUGGGUUCCUCUUAUGGAAAAAUAUAACUAUAGUUGCUUGUUCCACGCUAAGACCAGAGCCAAGACAAUGCACGCCAAGGAUUCCAAAAAGGUCGAUGGUUGUGCUAUUUUCUACAAGAAGGAUCAAUUCCAAUUGGUCUUCCAAGAUUCAAUUGAUUUUAGUUCUGCUUGGAGAAGCCAUAAAAAAUUCCAUCGUACAGAAGAUUAUUUGAAUCGUGCUAUGAAUAAGGACAAUGUUGCGCUAAUCGCAGAACUAAAGCAUUUGAAUACAAACGAAAAUGUGUGGGUGGUCACUACUCAUUUACAUUGGGAUCCACAAUUUAAUGAUGUUAAAACUUUCCAAGUUGGCGUGAUGCUGGACUAUUUAGAGACUUUAAUCAAACAGCACCACCAUGUAAACAAUAACAAUGACAUAAAGAAGAUUCCUAUGGUCAUCUGUGGUGAUUUUAACUCCCAAUUAGACUCUGCUGUUGUAGAAUUAUUCAACAGUGGUCACGUCACGGCAAACCAUAAAGAUAUUGAUCAAAGAGAUUUCGGUUAUAUGUCACAGAAGAAUUUCUCGCAUAAUUUGUCGCUCAGAUCAAGUUACGGCGCCAUUGGUGAACUACCAUUCACAAAUAUGACACCCUCCUUCACCGACGUCAUCGAUUAUAUCUGGUAUUCCUCUCAAUCACUACGUGUUCGCGGAUUACUAGGGAAGAUCGACGAGGAGUAUGCAUCCAAGUUUAUUGGGUUCCCUAACGAUAAGUUCCCAAGUGACCACAUCCCUCUUGUCACAAGAUUUGAAAUUUCAAGGGGUAACGCCACCCAAACAUCCAGCAGGAAAGUGUAA